Menidia menidia (Atlantic silverside) is the source of this 1001-nucleotide messenger RNA. NCBI's taxonomy places the organism in Eukaryota, Metazoa, Chordata, Actinopteri, Atheriniformes, Atherinopsidae. The record is from the annotation of a GenBank genome assembly.
UGACAUGUGGGAGGGGAAAUUGGCUAACUUCUGUUUCGGAAGAUGUCAGUCUUUAGAGGAGCAAUGAUAACUGCGUCAAAGUCUAAAAUACUGACCCUUGCGAGGGCAUCCAUCCUUUUGAACGACGUCGGUGUGAGUGAACAAUUCCACCGGCUUCCUCAAAACCUCCAGCCCUUUAGCAGAGGGGUGCUUCGGGGCUACAGCAGUGCCUCUGUGCAGGAGAAGCCCGGGACACCGGGCACGUCGGAGGAAAAAGUGAACCUCACUGACUCAUGUGUGAAGAGACUGUCAGAAAUCAUGAAGAAGGGCGAGUACCUGAGAAUCCAUGUGGAGGGAGGAGGCUGCUCUGGGUUCCAAUACAAGUUUUCUGUUGAUAGUGGCGUAAAUGAAGAUGACAGGGUGUUUGAGCAGGGAGGUGUCGGCAUUAUCGUGGACCAGGACAGUCUGGAGUUUGUGAAGGGAGCCACCGUGGACUUCAGUCAGGAGCUGAUCCGCUCCACCUUCCAGGUGCUCAAGAACCCUCGGGCUGAACAAGGCUGCUCCUGUGGCAGCUCCUUCUCUGUCAAGCUAUAAUCCUCAAAUCCUUGUGGGUCAGUUUGCAGAUCCAGCUGUUAAUUAGGUGCAUGAGAACAAAGAAUGAUGAUAUAUGUUGGGGAAACUAAGGGUGAUGCUUUCCUGCCCGUUAUCACAGAGUACACACUGCAGGUAUACCUAAUGGACCAGUGGCUGAAAACAGUGAAUAGCUUUCGACCAUGUUGAAUUUCUAAUAAAAUUCCAACUGGUGACAGUGAAACUGGUUAAGAACCAUUUGCUAGCUUUUCUCUUUUUGUGCAGGAAUGAGUUGAACCGAUAGAAGGUGUUCUUUGUGAUAUAAGCCAACAAAACAAAGCUGUCCCAUUUUUAGAUUUGUCUUUAUGUGUAAAAUAUGUAAAUAAGCCAAUACUAUAAAAUUCUAAGUUAUAUUGUGUAAUUUGAAAUAAAUGGAGCGAAUUUAAAAUAAA